Messenger RNA from Mirounga angustirostris (Northern elephant seal), 3883 nucleotides. RefSeq names its product crystallin mu (gene CRYM). NCBI's taxonomy places the organism in Eukaryota, Metazoa, Chordata, Mammalia, Carnivora, Phocidae. Gene Ontology annotation, molecular function: thyroid hormone binding. The record is from RefSeq and is a predicted model, not a curated record. The transcript is spliced from 8 exons. Gene Ontology annotation, biological process: thyroid hormone metabolic process. The coding region runs from base 64 to 1008 and encodes 314 amino acids. Gene Ontology annotation, cellular component: cytoplasm.
AGGGCGCAGCCCCGGCAACUCGGAGCGCUGUGCCCUAGCUGAAAUUAGAAGGUCGGAGGCGAGAUGAGCCGGGCGCCAGCGUUCCUGAGCGCAGCCGAGGUGCAGGAGCACCUUCGCAGCUCCAGCCUCCUCAUCCCGCCGCUGGAGGCGGCUCUGGCCAACUUCUCCAGCGGCCCCGACGGAGGGGUCAUGCAGCCGGUGCGCACCGUGGUGCCGGUGGCCAAGCACAGGGGUUUCCUGGGGGUCAUGCCGGCCUACAGUGCUGCAGAGGACGCCCUGACCACCAAGUUGGUCACCUUCUACGAGGGCCACAGCACCGCCUCCACGGUCCCCUCCCACCAGGCCAUUGUGCUGCUCUUUGAGCCCAGCAAUGGCUCCCUUCUGGCGGUCAUGGAUGGAAAUGUCAUAACUGCAAAGAGAACAGCCGCGGUUUCUGCCAUUGCCACCAAGUUUUUGAAAGCACCCAGCAGUGAGGUGUUGUGCAUCCUUGGGGCUGGGGUCCAGGCCUACAGCCACUAUGAGGUCUUCACAGAGCAGUUCUCCUUUAAGGAGGUGAGGAUAUGGAACCGCACCAAAGAAAAUGCAGAGAAGUUUGCGGACACGGUUCAAGGAGAGGUACAGGUGUGUUCAUCGGUCCAGGAGGCUGUGACAGGGGCAGAUGUGAUCAUCACAGUCACCAUGGCAACAGAGCCCAUUUUGUUUGGUGAAUGGGUGAAGCCAGGGGCUCACAUCAAUGCCAUCGGGGCCAGCAGACCCGACUGGAGAGAGCUGGACGACGAGCUGAUGAAACAGGCUGUGCUUUAUGUGGACUCCCAGGAGGCCGCCCUGAAAGAGUCUGGAGAUGUCCUGUUGUCAGGGACCGAGAUCUUCGCUGAGCUGGGAGAAGUGGUGAAGGGAGUGAAGCCAGCACACUGUGACAAGACCACAGUGUUCAAGUCUUUGGGAAUGGCGGUGGAAGACAUGGUUGCAGCCAAACUAGUGUAUGAUUCCUGGUCGUCUGGUAAAUAAAACGAAGGAACUUUGCAUUGAGGUAGAAGCUACAGCUCAAGGGAUGUUGUUACCAGCUGUCUUGCAAUUUCUAGAUCAAAUGAGGGAGCCCAGUGCCUAGUGAGCUAUAGUUUUGAGCUUAUUGUGUCUUACCUUAAACAAUGAGAUCCCCAUUUGUGUGUGUAGUUGGAAAGCAAAACUAGGUGGCCAUUUCUUCUGUUUCACCUGACUAUAGUAAUACUCCCUUUCCCCUAUAUUUCACUGCAUUUUGUAAUUCCUUGAAAUAAAGCAUUUUCCCAUUCUGCAGUUCUUGCUUUGGUCAUUUCUGUGCUUCAUGGCAAAGAAAGUGAGGGGAGCAUGUGCUUCCAUUCACUCCCUGGGGGAGUUUCAAGGACUAUAAUUAAAUUUAUUUCUAUUUUUUUAAUUAGCAUACAAUUCAUGUACCAUAAAAUUUAUGAGUUUAAAGUACACAAUUCAGUGCUUUUUAGCAUGUUUACAGGGUGCAACCAUUACCACUCUGUAGUUCCAGAACAUUUCAUCACCCCCAAAAAGAACCCUGGUACUCAUUAGCAGUCACUCCCCUUUCUCCUUUCUUCCCAGCCCCUGCCAGCCACUGAUCUACUUUCUAUCUUUAUGGACUUGCCUCUUCUGGACAUAUCACAUAAAUGGAAUCAUACAUUAUGUGGACUUUUGUUUCUGGCUUCUUAUAAUUUAAAUCUCAAGGCACAGUGGACCUUCUGUAUUGGUCAGGACUCCUUUGGUCACAAGUGGUAGAGACCACAACUCAAACUACCUUAGGCAGAAUGAAUGAAUGAGGAAUGGAAUGUAUUGGCUCUUGUAAUUAAGAAGAACACAGCUACAGCUGUAUCCAGGGCUCCAAGUGUCCGCAGGACCCAGUCUUGCUCUCUCCAUCCCUCAGCUCUGUUUUCUUCAGUGUUGGCUCCAUUACUAAGUAAGUUUUCCCCUGGCUGUUCUCUUCAGCAACCCUAGCAGAAAUGGAGAUUAUCCCAGAAUUGAGACUCAGGGGACCGUGUAGGUCAUGUGCCCAUUUCUGUGCCUAGCAUUGUGGCUAAAUGAGAUGGAAUACUCUGGCCCACGCCAGCGCCACGUUCAUUCUAUCCCUGAAGAAACAUCAUCCAGGGGAAUCUGAUAUCCCUAUGAUCUAGGCCUGGAUCACACGACCCCCUCUUGAAGUCAAGAGUAGACUUAGCCCACCUGACCACAUGAGCUGAUAGAAGGGAAGGGGUCUCUUAGCAAAAAGAGGGAGAAAUGGGUAUUGGGUAGGCAAAUCUACAGAUGUCUACUAAAGUAUCAGUGUUGAGAGGGUCAUUAGGAAUCAUCUAGUCCAACCUCUUCAACUUACAGAUGGGGAAACUGAGGUGUGUUUUCCCCAGCUCCCCUGAAUCACUAGCAGAGAUCCACCCCCAUUCCUAGGCUGGUGAUCAGAGAAGUCACCAGCAAAGAAAAGCAUUUUCUAUUGCUUUGUUUUCCUACCCAAACUCCUCCUAACAGGUCCUUUUUUCAUGCUCUAGGUGACCUAGCCCCAAAUUUAUCAUGUUUGCCAGGCUGUCUGGAUGGGGGCCUUUGCACUGGAAUAAAAUAUCCAUGUGAUCUGCUUCUGCACAUCGCAAGUGACUGUGAAGUCUUUCUGGGGAACUUAAUGGUCACAACCCUAAGGCAUGUGUAGAGAAGGGUGUAUGAUAAUGGGAUUAUUAAAAUUGCCUUGAUUACAGUAAUUUCUCUGACACUGGCCAUACCAACUUCUUUCUAGAUGUGUCUCCUGAGGCAAGGGAAACAAAAGCAAGAAUAAACUAUUGAGACAGCCUAAAAAUAAAAAGCUUCUGCACAGCAACUGAAACAACCAACAAAACUAAAUGACAACCUACUGAAUAGGAGAAGAUAUUUGCAAGUGACAUAUUUAAUAAAGGGUUAGGAUCCAAAAUAUAUAAAAAACUUACACAACUCAACACCAGAAAAACAAACAAUCCAGUUAAAAAAUGGGCAGAAGACCUGAACAGACAUUUCUCCCAAGAUGUCAUACAGGUGGCCAACAGACACAUGAAAGGAUGCUCAACAUCACUAAUCAUCAGAGAAAUGCAAAUCAAAACCACAAUGAGAUAUCACCUCAUACCUGUCAGAAUGGCUAGAAUAAAAAACACAAGAAACAACAAGUGUUGGCGAGGAUAUGGAGAAAAAGGAACCGUUGUGUACUGUUAGUGGGAAUGCAAACCGGUGCAGCCACUGUGGAAGAGUAUGGAGGUUCCUCAAAAAAUUAAAAAUAGAAAAAAAAUUAAAAAUAGCACUACCAUAUGAUCCAGUAAUUCCACUGCUGGGUAUUGACCCAAAGAAAAUGAAAACACUAAUUCAAAAACACAUAUGCACCCCUGUGUUUAUUGCAGCAUUAUUUAGAAUAGCCAAAUUAUGGAAGCAGUGCAAGUAUCCAUCAAUAGACAAAUGGAUAAAGAAGAUGUGGUGUGUGUGUGUAUUUAAUGGAAUAUCACUCAGCUAUAAAAAAGAAUGAAAUCUUGCCAUUUGCAACAACAUGGAUGGAUCUAGAAGAUAUAAUGCUAAGUGAAGUCAGUCAGUCAAAGACAAAUACCAUAUAACUUCACUCAUAUGUGGAAUUUAAGAAAAAAAUGAACAGAGUUAAAAACAAAAAAGAAAGAAAGAAAGGAAGAAACCAAAAAGAAACAGACUCUUAACUAUAGAGAACAAACUGGUGGUUACCAGAGGGGAGGUGAGCAGGAGGAUGGAUGAAAGAGGUGAAGGGGAUUAAGAAUACACUUAUCCUGAUGAGCACUGCAUAGUGUAUAGAAUUGUUUAAUCACUAUAUUGUAUGCCUGAAACUAAUAUAACACUGUACAUUAACUAUACUGGAAUUAAAAUUUUUUAAAAA